GGGAAGCCAGAAGCAUGGAGACGGAUCCUUGGCAUCGAGAAGAGGAGAAAGUCAAAGAGAAGAGGCGCUUUUGAGAGAGCACCAGAUUUUACAGUAUCUCCUGUCACCCAGCAUCCCUCAGCCUGCAGCUUCUGUUGCCAGCCUGAAGUCUCCUGAUAUAAUAGCUCCGAGAUGAAGUCUCAUCGGAAAAUCCUUAUGGCUCUUCCUCUGCUUUUUCUCCUGACCCUUCACACCCUGGCCUCUUCAGGCUAUGGCAACUGGUCUGACACCAGACACUCCAGUGCCUGCAUAGGGUGUGUGCUGGUGGUGUCUAUGAUUGAACAGCUCACUCAAGUUCACAACUCGACGGUCCAGAUCUCAAUGGAGAGACUGUGCAGCUACUUGCCUGAAAAACUGUUCUUGAAGACCACUUGCUAUUUAGUGGUACAUAUAUUUGGACCAGACAUCGUAAAACUAUUCAGAGCAGAUAUGAAUGCUGAUGUGGUAUGUCACACCCUAAAGUUUUGUAAACAGGAUCCUGGCCAACCCUUGUGUCACCUCUAUCCCCUUCCCAAGGAGGCAUGGACAUUUACACUUGAGAAGGCCAGACAGAUUGUCAAGAAAUCUCCAGCUCUGAAGUACUCCAGAAGUGGUUCUGAUAUUUGUUCACUCCCAUUUUUGGCCAAGAUCUGUCAGAAGAUUAAACUAGCUACACAAAAUUCUAUGCCAUUCAGUGAUGCUGAUUCAGACAAAUAUAGUGAUUUCCCAACACUGCGGGGCUUUCACUGGCGAGGGAGAGAUUGCAACGACAGCAACAAGAUGGCAUACCCAGGCAGAAGGCCAGACAACUGGGACUCAUAUCAAGAUUCCAACUGUAAUGGCAUUUGGGGUGUUGAUCCAAAAGAUGGAAUCCCGUACGAGAAGAAAUUCUGUGAAGGUUCACAGCCCAGGGGAGUCAUUUUGCUGGGGGACUCAGCUGGGGCUCAUUUCCACAUCCCUCCUGACUGGAUCACAGCUUCGCAGAUGUCUUUGAAAUCCUUCUUCAAUUUACCAAUAGCUCUUACCAACGAGCUUGACUGGCCCCAGCUAUCAGGUACUACUGGAUUUCUGUACUCCACCAGCAGAAUUAAAGAAAAUUCUAUUUACCUUCGUUUACGGAAAAGAAACCGCUGCAAUCACAGGGACUAUCAGAAUAUUUCAAAAAAUGGUGCAUCCUCCCAAAACCUGGAGAGAUUUAUAGAAAGUUUAUCUAGGAACCAGCUGUUGGAUUAUCCAGCCAUUGUCAUAUAUGCCAUGAUUGGAAAUGAUGUCUGCAGUGGGCAUAUUGAUCCUCUCCCAGCAAUGACCACUCCUGAGAAAUUGUACUCCAAGGUCAUGCAGACUCUGCAGUAUCUAAAUUCCCACCUGCCAAACGGCAGUCAUGUUAUUUUAUACGGCUUACCAGAUGGAAGAUUUCUCUGGGAUCAUUUGCAUGACAGAUAUCAUCCUCUUGGCCAGCUCAACAAGGACGUGACCUACGCGCAUUUCUACUCCUUUCUGAACUGUCUCCAGGUCAGCCCCUGCCGCAGCUGGAUGUCUUCCAACAAGACGCUGCGGACUCUCACUUCAGAGAGAGCAGAACAACUCUCCAAAACGCUGAAAAAAAUUGCAACCAGCCAGAAAUUUACGAACUUCGACCUUUUCUACUUAGAUUUUGACUUCCAAGAAAUCACGGAGGAGUGGCAAAAGAAAGGUGGGCAGCCCUGGCAGCUCAUCGAACCCGUGGAUGGAUUUCACCCUAAUGAGGUGGUUUCACAGCUGUUGGCAGAUCGCUUCUGGAAGAAGAUGCAGCACCAGUGGCCUCACGUCCUGGGAAAGGAGAAUCCAUUCAAUCCCCAGAUUGAGGAGGUGUUUGGAGACCAAGGGGGGCACUGAGGCCCCAAGGACAUGUGCUUCUGGGGAGGCAGCAACCUGGGUAAACUCAUUCAACAAACGGUUGUAGGGGCUGCUUGUCACAAACAUAAAAUUAGGUACAAUUUAAAUACUUAUUUAGAAUGAGAAGAAAUCACAACAAGUUACAAAUUUUUGGAAGUUAACAAAUAUAAGCUCCACAAAGUCUAGGGAAAAAAUGACAACUUUUCUUUCUUUAAAAGAUUUUCUUACAUUCUUUGGCUACAUAAUCUGAUUACUUCUUCCUAUAAUAAUGCUUUUGUAAUAUGGUUGUUUAUAGAUAGAAAUUUUUUUUUCUUAUUAUUGAUAGUUUAGAAGAGUUUCUUUCAGCUACACAACUCAUCACUGGUAAAGCUGUGUAAAUUUCUAGGAUUUUUUUCAAAAUGGGAAGACCUCGAUCAAAUUUCUUUUGUGGAAGAGUCAUUAAAGACACACACCCUAUUUGUAGUGCUGGUAAAGCUUUGUGUUCAUAUAAGCACACAUACAAGAAGUUUGAUAAAUUCUAUUGCACGUCCUCUCAUCCAUGUGUCACUUUCACGGCGCUGAUGGAUAUGGGGGUCAGCGUCUGUGCCACCAGCAUUCCACCUCACAGCAGGCCUGCCUUUCUACAUUCUGCCCUUAGGAGCUUGCUUGGCACAGCCCAGAGUGGGCCAGUUCUGGCCAGGGUUCUCAGGGGCCGGUGAGUAAAGGUUCCAGCCUCUUCGAUUAGUGCUCAGUUUGGGGAUAUAUUCUGUGUGCUUCUCAGGGGGUCUCAACAGAAUCAGCCUCCUCUGCUCACAGGAGCAUCGCCUUACAUGACUCUUCUUCCUUCCUUGUGUCACUCUCCUUGCUUGUGGGAUCACUCCCCAAAUAAACCACCUGCACCCAAAUUUUUGUCUUAAUAAAGAUGAAAUUAUAAUGACA
Messenger RNA from Capra hircus (goat), 2811 nucleotides. It is a transcript of the gene AOAH, whose product is annotated as acyloxyacyl hydrolase. Lineage: Eukaryota; Metazoa; Chordata; Mammalia; Artiodactyla; Bovidae. Gene Ontology annotation, molecular function: acyloxyacyl hydrolase activity; calcium ion binding. The transcript has 22 exons. The record is from RefSeq and is a predicted model, not a curated record. The coding region runs from base 172 to 1893 and encodes 573 amino acids. Gene Ontology annotation, biological process: negative regulation of inflammatory response; lipopolysaccharide catabolic process.